GACUUGGUAUUAUUCCUUGCCUUUUCCUCUGUUUUGCACAUCCAUGUCCAUAUAUAUAUAUAUAAAUACACACCAUAUCUCUCUCAUCCUUUCUGUAAUCCACCAUCCUUCUCUUCAUCUUUUCCUUCCCUAUUAAACCAAUUUAUUACCCUUUUCUUUCAUUAUCAAUCAUAUCAAAUGCAAUAAAAAGAAACUAAUUACUAUUUCAGAAUAGCAAGAAACUCUUCAAGAAGAAAAUAAUGGCGAUCCAUCAUCUUUGGAACGCUGUCGUUUUACUUCUUUUCUUCUCACCCUUCUGUCUUGGCAUUAGAUCUCUUACAAGAUCUUCUUCUUCUUCUUCAGGGGUAAAAUUGGAAUUUCACCAUCUUCUUCGCUAUUCUGAAGCGCCGGACUACCGUAACGGCAUGGACUGCACUCCAACUCUAUCACCAUCUUCUCUUUGUGACCCUUCAUUAAUCCACGUGGCAAUGACUCUUGAUUUUGAAUACUUGCGUGGCUCAAUCUCCGCCGUCCAUUCAGUUUUGAAGCAUUCAUCUUGUCCUGAAAAUGUAUUCUUUCAUUUCAUCACAGCUGAGUUCGACUCGCUAUCACCUCGAGUUCUGAGUCAACUCGUUAGAUCCACUUUUCCUUCCUUAAAUUUCAAAGCCUACAUAUUUCGUGAAGACACAGUCAUAAAUUUGAUCUCAUCUUCAAUCCGUACCGCAUUAGAAAACCCAUUAAACUAUGCCCGGAACUACUUGGGUGAUAUACUUGACCCGUGUGUCAAACGGGUCAUUUAUCUCGAUUCGGAUCUUAUAUUAGUUGAUGAUAUCUAUAAACUAUGGAAUACAACUCUUUCAUCAUCUCACAUUAUCGGAGCUCCGGAAUAUUGUCAUGCUAAUUUCACAGUAUACUUCACCAACACUUUUUGGUCCAAUCAUGAACUCAAAUCAUUGGCAUUCGGGUCGGAUUCCGGGUCCACGGCCCGAACCCGAAAACCAUGUUAUUUUAAUACGGGUGUAAUGGUAAUGGAUUUAAAGAAAUGGAGAGAAGGAAAUUACAGGAAAAAGAUUGAAUAUUGGAUGGAAAUACAGAAAAAACAGAGGAUUUAUGAAUUGGGUUCUUUACCACCAUUUUUAUUAGUUUUUGGUGGAAAAAUAAAGCCAAUUAAUCAUAGAUGGAAUCAACAUGGAUUAGGGGGAGAUAAUGUGAAAGGUUCAUGUAGAUCUUUACAUUCUGGACCUGUAAGUUUACUGCAUUGGAGUGGUAAAGGUAAGCCAUGGGUAAGACUUGAUGCAAAUAAACCUUGUCCGUUGGAUCAUUUAUGGCAACCCUAUGAUUUGUUUAAAAGAAUAGAAGAUGAUGAUCAUCAUCAGCAAAAUCAGAAAUUUGGUUCUGGGUUUGGUGCUAAUUCUUUAAUUGGUUGGUUGUAGAUUUAUAAUUCUAUUUACUUUGAUAAAAUUUGAUUUUAUUUGUGUAAUAAAUUGGGGAAAAAGAUAAAAUAAGGAGGAAGUGAUUUUUUAGAUGGGUAGAUGAGGAGAAUGUACAGUUGAGAGAUUGCAUUUAAUUGGUAAAUUUAUUUAUUUUUUUGAAUUUUGAUUUUGGGUUCUUUGUGUUGGAGCCAAAUUUUGAUAAUUAUUCUAAUUGUGUUUUUGUGUAUUUACAGUGGACCAAUAAAUGAUAUCGAUGGUAGAAUUUAAUUCAUAGUA
This is a messenger RNA of Amaranthus tricolor (Joseph's coat), 1688 nucleotides long. RefSeq names its product probable galacturonosyltransferase-like 9. Gene Ontology annotation, molecular function: glycosyltransferase activity. The record is from RefSeq and is a predicted model, not a curated record. The coding region runs from base 240 to 1412 and encodes 390 amino acids. NCBI's taxonomy places the organism in Eukaryota, Viridiplantae, Streptophyta, Magnoliopsida, Caryophyllales, Amaranthaceae. Gene Ontology annotation, cellular component: Golgi apparatus. The transcript has a single exon.